Nematolebias whitei (Rio pearlfish) is the source of this 1915-nucleotide messenger RNA. RefSeq names its product fibrillarin (gene fbl). The transcript has 9 exons. The coding region runs from base 212 to 1150 and encodes 312 amino acids. Gene Ontology annotation, cellular component: box C/D methylation guide snoRNP complex; small-subunit processome; Cajal body. Gene Ontology annotation, molecular function: rRNA methyltransferase activity; RNA binding; histone H2AQ104 methyltransferase activity. The record is from RefSeq and is a predicted model, not a curated record. Gene Ontology annotation, biological process: box C/D sno(s)RNA 3'-end processing; rRNA methylation. Lineage: Eukaryota; Metazoa; Chordata; Actinopteri; Cyprinodontiformes; Rivulidae.
UAACGAAGCACCUCCAUACCGCUUGGAGGCGGUAAAGAACACCUUCAGUUGUUUGUCGACCGUCCAAAAUAAAAUAAACAACGAAGAAGAAGAAGCAGGAAGAAGAAGCAGAAGCAGCUGUGCACGUGUCUACGACAAGUCGGUUGUACAGCUGCAGAAAACAGAAAAAAUAACAAUCUGGUCGUUUCCCAUCCGUUGUUCAACAGAAAGCAUGAGGCCAGGUUUUAGUCCUCGUGGGGACAGAGGAGGACGAGGUGGAUUCAGAGGAGGAUUUGGUGACCGUGGAGGGCGAGGGGGAAGAGGUGGAGGAGGAUUCAGAUCCCCCGAGGGUGGAGGAUUUCGCGGACGAGGAGGUGGCAGAGGCACCCCUCGAGGGAGGGGUGGUGGCAGAGGCUUUGGAGGCGGAAGGGGUGGCAGAGGCUUUGGAGGAGGGAGGAAGGUCUUGAUUGAGCCACACAGACAUGAAGGAGUGUUCAUCUGCAGAGGGAAGGAGGAUGCUUUGGUGACCAAGAACAUGGUGAUGGGAGAGUCUGUGUAUGGAGAAAAGAGAAUUGGUGUCGAGGAAGGAGAGACUAAAGUUGAAUACAGGGCCUGGAAUCCUUUUCGCUCCAAGCUGGCUGCUGCCAUCUUGGGAGGAAUUGAUAAGAUCCACAUCAAGCCUGGAGCGAAGGUCAUGUACCUGGGUGCUGCCUCUGGUACCACAGUGUCCCAUGUUUCUGACAUUGUAGGGCCGGAGGGACUUGUGUAUGCUGUGGAGUUCUCCCAUCGAUCUGGUCGUGACCUUCUCAAUGUUGCAAAGAAACGCACCAACAUCAUUCCAAUCAUUGAAGAUGCCAGGCAUCCACACAAAUAUCGAAUGCUGGUUGGCAUGGUUGAUGUGGUGUUUGCAGAUGUUGCCCAGCCUGACCAGACAAGAAUUGUUGCUUUGAACGCUCACAACUUCCUGAAGAAUGGAGGACAUUUUGUUAUAUCUAUAAAGGCUAACUGUAUAGACUCGACAGCAGCUCCAGAAGCUGUGUUUGCUUCCGAAGUCAAGAAGAUGAGUGCUGAAAACAUGAAACCACAGGAGCAGCUCACAUUGGAGCCCUAUGAGAGGGACCAUGCUGUAGUGGUGGGCAUCUACAGACCUCCACCUAAACAGAAGAAGUGAGACGUGGAAGAUGGAAGUAAUUAAACGGUCCCCAUUGACUGGAAGUCACUUACGUCAUCAGUUGUCCUCCACUCAGCCUGUCUCUGCCCAACUGUCUAGCCCUCUGAUAUUUUUGUUUAUCACUUUGUUUGACUCAUUAAAAGCUUUUUUUAACAAAUCAUUAAACUCUGCAAUGUUCUUUGCUCACUAAAGCUGGAAUCUCAGUUCAGUCUGAGUCUUGGUGUAAAAUCAGUCAGCUGCCAGUUUGAACCAAAUUUAUGUGAAAUACUUGUGUAUUGUGCAUAAAGAAGUGUGUAGUUAAAUAUGAUGUGUUUUAUUUUAUUUCUACAAGUGUUUUGACAAACUACAAUCUAAAGUCUAUUUUGAAAGAUAAUUUUGUAGAUAUAUUUUAAUUAUUGUACAUGUUGGGGCUUUGGGAUCAGCUUUAUUGCAUGGUCACAUUUUUUAAUUUACUGUGGAUUUAUUUUAAAAAUACUUUUUAGAGAAUGUUGUCUAAAAGUUUUGGGGCAAAAGAUUCUUCAGAUUUACGGUAUUGACAUAAAAGAUAAGUUUUGUACAUAAAGUCCAACUAUAAUAUUGAAACCUUAAAUUGGUUUUAAUUUAAAGAUGCAGCUCCAUCUCAUUCCAUGGUACCUGCAACAAUAGUCGGUUAGUUUGAGCUGAAGUAAAAACUCCCAGUUUUAAAAAAGGGUGACGUCUCCAAUGUAAAUAAUGAAAUUAUUUCAAAUCUCAACACUUCUAGCUCAUUUCCCUCAGUGAUCCAAU